This is a messenger RNA of Camellia sinensis, 987 nucleotides long. RefSeq lists its product as uncharacterized. The record is from RefSeq and is a predicted model, not a curated record. Lineage: Eukaryota; Viridiplantae; Streptophyta; Magnoliopsida; Ericales; Theaceae.
CAGAAGAGAGAGAGAGAGAGAGAGAGAGAGAGAGAGAGAGAGAAUGAGUUCGAGCUCCGAUUUUGAAGACGAAUUUAGCUGGAAGUUGAAAAUCAACGGCUCUGAUUGCGACGAAACGGUGAAAUCACCACCGUCUGAUGAUGAAUUUCGGGGCGAGGAUGACGAGGAUUUCUCUUUUGCUUGUAUAGCUCCCGAUGAAUCGCCGAUUUCGGCCGACGAUGUGUUCCAGAACGGCCAGAUCAAGCCGAUUUACCCGUGGUUCGACCGAAGCAUUCUCUUGGCCGGCGAUUCGGUGGAUUUGCCUUGUCGGCCUCCGGUGAAGAAUGUCUUUAUCGAACCUCCUCCUCCGCAGGCGCCGGCUAAAGGAGAUCUGGAGUCGUCGUACUGCGAGUGGUCCGGCAAAGCCGUGGAGGCUUCGCCGGAGAUCUGUAAGAAGUGCAACUCCACUGGAUUUUCGAAGCUAUGGAGAUUCAGAGACUUGCUCAAUCGGAGCAAUAGCGAUGGGAGAGACACGUUCGUGUUUCUGAAUGGUUCGGCUACCUCGCCGGAGAAGAAAUCUGCCGCCGGAGAUGCCAAGGCCAACGGCGCCGGAGCAAAAGUGAAGGGGAAGAAGAACAAAACGGCGUCGUUGUCGCCUCAUGAGUUGCAUUAUGUGAGGAACAGAGCGGUGAGGGAAGAAGAUCGACGACGGUCUUACCUACCGUACCGGCCUGAGCUCGUUGGGUUCUUUACUAACGUGCGCGGUGGGCAUACAAUAAUUAACUCCAUUACACCCAUAUUAAGCACAAUGUUAAUUAACCUUUUAUUUGUUAUUUUAAUUUCAUUUAAUUUUUAAAUUUUUAUGUAAAAACUUGACUGAGUUUAGGAGGGUUGUUUGGUGUUUGGAUUACUAGUUUAGAAUAUUUAGUUGAUUAAUGUAUGAUGAAGUUUUGUAAAUUAGCUUGAUUCAUUGGUUAUGAUGCAAUUAACAUAUCAUUAUCGUAUGAA